Messenger RNA from Pelagomonas calceolata, 1395 nucleotides. The record is from the annotation of a GenBank genome assembly. NCBI's taxonomy places the organism in Eukaryota, Pelagophyceae, Pelagomonadales, Pelagomonadaceae.
GGGCGGCGCUGCGACGUGAAUUUGGCGGCACUCACACGCCCUCGUCUCAAGCGGAGCACGCAAAGGCGACCGAGUUUCUUAGAUUCCAAGCGGGGCUGCCCCACGAACAACAUGGGCGCCGGCCAGUCCAUGGAGGUGGAGCGCGCCCUCGACGAGGCGCCGACGGCCCAGGCCGCGGCGAAGGUACUGGGCGCCUUGGAACCGGGCGCGCUGGCCGAAGCUUUGAAAGAUCAGGGCGUAAGGGACGGGCCCGACUUAUUGUCACGUCUCGAGGCGCUGCCCACCACGAAAGACGUCGCGCCGGUCGACAACUUUCUGGACCGGUUAAGAACAAUAAGAGCGGCCUGUGUGAGGGUCGAGGCCAAGGGCCAGCAGUUAAGGGGAACGAAGCAGGACCUCGAUGAUUUAGAUCAGAAGAAAAAUUCCAACGCCGACGACCUGCUGUACGCGACGCGCGUCGACCUCGCGGCGCAGCUCGCGGCGUUGGACCAGCACGCUGUGAAGCUGAGACACAUGGAGAAGAUGCUGCUGUUGGAACGACUGGAGGGGGCCAAGGGCCUCGAGAGCCCGAGGGCGAUCGGCAAGAUGCCGCCGCACCUGCCGAUGAAGGAGGCUGAAAGAUUAAAUGAUACGAGACGACGCGAGGCCAAGGCCUAUACGGCUAAAUCACCUACCGUUAGGUUUGAGGACGGCUUCGCGGGCGUGGAAAGGGACAAGUUCGGGAGCCCGGUGCUUAAGAAACGACCGAUGAGCCCCUUCGAGGAGCACUUCGGGCCCGAGAUUGCCAAGGACGAGGGCGACGACGCGAGCCCGCGCACGCUGGCGCGGUGCAUGACAGCAAGAGCAGCGACGCGCGCGCAGCAAUUGAUCGUCCAGCACGAGGCCGCGAAGCCGGACCCGGUCGCGGUGGCCAAACAGGACGAGGAGCAGUCCUGUUCCAGUAUCGAGGAGGUCUUCGAGCGGUUCUGCGGGCUCUAUAGACUCGAACACAUGACGAACACGAUCUUCGCCAAGUUCUGUAGGGAUACCAAGGGCGUCAUUUCGAAGAAGACCUUUCCCGUGCCGAUGAUCGACAUGGUCCGGCGCCCGUGCGGACAAUUAUCGAGCCGACGCAGUCGCGGCGACAACGUCGCGAAAUUUGAUUUCCACACAGGUCUGGACCAAGGGCGCCGGAAAAGCGAAACACGUAGGGUUCAAAAAAUUCCUGAAGUUGCUCCAUUUGAUUGCGGCGCAGAAGGGCAUCGAAGACGACAAGUUCGUCGCGGCAGUCGUCAAGCGCGCGCGCAUCAAGACCAAGAAAACGGUAGCAACGUCGCCCGUUCUGGGCGGCCGGAAGAAGCACUAGGGGGCUGGUUGCUCGUAAGACUGAAGAUACAACAUUCAAGUUACUACUAG